Aaosphaeria arxii CBS 175.79 is the source of this 1768-nucleotide messenger RNA. RefSeq names its product FAD/NAD(P)-binding domain-containing protein. NCBI's taxonomy places the organism in Eukaryota, Fungi, Ascomycota, Dothideomycetes, Pleosporales. The transcript is spliced from 3 exons. Gene Ontology annotation, molecular function: flavin adenine dinucleotide binding; N,N-dimethylaniline monooxygenase activity; NADP binding. Bases 128 to 1633 code for a protein of 501 amino acids. The record is from RefSeq and is a predicted model, not a curated record.
GACAGACCCGACGUCGGCGUGGUCGGGGAGUCAGAAAAAUCGCAAUUGUUAAAUGAUUAAUUAUCUAUCCUAACCUUUCCUUGCUUUCGCUAGCUGGCUGAUUGUGUACGAUUGAAUCAUAAUAAUAAUGGAGGCCUUUACGCAGAUAAAGAGAGUUGCGAUCAUUGGCGCGGGCUCCGCAGGCCUAGCAACGGCAAAGUACUUACUCGCGGAGAAAGUGUUCAGCAAGAUAGUAUUGUUUGAGCAGAGGCAAGAAGUCGGCGGGGUUUGGAAUUAUUCGGGUAGCCCCUCGAGACCAUGGCAAUUCGAUUUCACAAUUCCCCGUGUGCGUCCAUCGCAAACGGUAGAGAAGCCAGUCGUCCAGGAGGAUGCCAAUAAUGGCACGAAGAAAGCGAUAUUCCCAUCUCCGUUGUACGACUACUUGGAGACCAAUAUCCCGUACAGCUUGAUGAACUUCACCGACCAUCGUUUUCCCGCCGACUCUGCACUCUUCCCUAAAUUCGAAGUCGUCAAGCGCUACCUUGAUGGGUAUGCGGAGGACGUCAAGCACCUUGUUAGACUUGGUACACAGGUUUUGCAGGUCUCCCCAGAGUCUGAAGCUGGCAGACCAAUCUGGAAGGUCAUAAGUGAAGACGUGAUCUCUCAGAAGCGAACUGAAGAGCAAUUCGAUGCUGUCGUCUGCGCCAAUGGACAUUAUUCCGAUCCUUUCAUCCCAGACAUUGAAGGCCUCAAGGAGUUCCAGCAGAAGUAUCCCGAUGUAAUCUCACACUCAAAAUACUAUCGAAAGCCUGAAGUCUAUGCAGACAAAAAAGUACUCAUAAUCGGCAACUCAGCCUCCGGCCUCGACAUCUCCACCCAGAUCAGCAAAGUAACCCCCCACGUCAUCGUCUCCGAAAAAGAGAAGCCCAACGUCGUCCACAACCCCUCCACCUCAAUCCACUACCGCCCCGAGAUAACCUCCUUCCUCCCGGACCGCCAAAGCGUCCGCUUCGCGGACGGCCACGUUGAAUCCGACAUCGACAGCGUGAUCUUCUGCACUGGGUACCAGUACUCCUUCCCGUUCCUCCAGAACCUCGUUCUCCCCGUCGUCACGACAGGGCAGAGGACGAACCAUGUUUGGGAGCAGGUGGUGUAUUGGCCUCGGCCUACGCUGACGUUCCUGACGUUGCCACAGCGCAUUGUGCCGUUCCCUGUGGCGGAGGCCCAGGCGGCGUAUAUCUCGCGGGUCUACUCUGGACGUGUUUCCCUGCCGUCGACGGAGGAGAUGAAGGCGUGGGAGGAGGCGAGGGUGCAGGAGAAGGGGGAUGGGAAGGGUUUUCAUGAUAUGAUGUUCCCGGCUGAUGCAGAGUAUAUCAAUCGAUUGCAUAAUUUGAGUAUGAGCGCAGCCAAGAUAGACGAGAGAAGGUUGGAGAAUGACGGGGCGGGGAAGAUACCGCCUUAUUGGGGUGAGGAGAAGCAGUGGGUCAGGCAGAGGAUACAGAAGAUCAAGCAGGUGGCGCUGUCGCUGGGUGACAAAAGGCUUGGGAUCAAAUCAUUGCAGGAUUUGGGAUUCGAUUAUGCAGCGUGGAAGACGGAGGAGAAGUCACUUGGUUUGGAGAAGACUCAGUCGAAGGAGGCGGUUUGCACAGCAUAAUCUGUGCUCGACCGGUUUGAUAAAUGUAUACCCAUCACUAUCACGCAUAGUUACAUAUCAGACUACAGACAGCUUUGAUCGUUAAACAUGGAGACUGAGAUUCUUCCGAAAUAAAAUGUGUAUCGACCAGAUGCG